GUUGCAUCGAAUCGAAAGAUAACCGGAUAAACUUAUUAUUAUUAUUUUAAUUUUCUACCCGGAUCUUUUAUAAACUUCCAAGUUUCAAGCUGAUGAUCGAUUUCAUUUGGGAAUAUUAAUAAAUCAACAAAAAUCGAAAACAAUGCCAGUGAGAGUCGCGGAGAGCUCUGCACCUUCUCAAGUUUCAGGUACAAAUUCUGGACAUACUUCAUCCCCAGCUUAUACACUUUUGAGUGUUGGACAGGCAUUUUCUGGUACUCAAAAUGUUUCGAGUUUACAAAAGGAGGAAGCUUGGAGAGUUAAUGUCCGAAUACAAGGAUGUGAUCUGGAACAUGGGUAUCUUUGCGGAACUAUGGAAGCUCUAAAUGUUCCUAUGGCCGAUACACCAAUUGUUGUAACCUUUUGGGAAGGGGAGAUUGUUGAUACAAAGAAUUAUACUUUCUACACUGGCAAGUGGGAAGCGUCGCCAGAGGAUGAUAAAAGGCAUUGGACAAAGUUUCCAUCAUUUACUCCACUCCUGAGUCAAGUAGAGAAUGAUGGUGGGAAAUCUUUGGACCUGAGUAAUUAUCCAUACAUAUUUAUGAGAUGGAAAGAGCAAUACUUUGUAAAUGUUGGAACAGACUGUGGUCUAACCAUAGCUGGGUUUUACUAUGUUUGCUUCUCUUGUAGCGAUGGUUCUAUCAAUGGCUUCUAUUACGAUCCUAAUAGCAGGUAUCUGUAUUUCUUCUUGGUGUUCUAUAUUUUUGUUAAUUAACUACUAUUUAACUCUUUUCUCAUUCUCCAACUAAUAAGGCAAACCUGUAACUAUGGCAAAUGCUUAUCUCUUUUCGUUGAAGACCAGAAUAUUCAAUUAACUAGAUUAUACGAUAUCAAUUUGCCUUGU
Molecule: messenger RNA, 883 nt
Organism: Durio zibethinus
Lineage: Eukaryota; Viridiplantae; Streptophyta; Magnoliopsida; Malvales; Malvaceae
Source: RefSeq, a predicted model, not a curated record